CAGACUCUCUUUUCCCCAACUUCCUACUUCCCCUAUUUUUUUUUUUACCCCCUUCUCUUAUAAUUCCAUAUCAGAUCCUAUCCAAUUCAAUGGAGCCUGUGGAACGGAAGCCCGAGGCCGGCUUCCCUAUUUACCGCAACAUGCCUUCCACGCAGCAGCAAGCCUCUGGAGAGCUACCCCGCCUGAAGGCCACGCCGCAUGACGAGCUUCACGACCUUCUUUGCGUGGGAUUCGGACCCGCUUCCCUGGCAAUCGGCAUUGCGCUUCACGAUGCUUUGGACCCGUGUUUGAACAAGGCCGCCCCGGCUGGUUGGCAGCCCAAGGUCUGCUUCCUCGAGCGACAGAAACAAUUCGCAUGGCACUCCGGUAUGCUCGUCCCGGGCUCCAGAAUGCAGAUCUCGUUUAUCAAGGAUUUGGCCACCCUCCGCGACCCUCGCAGUAGCUUCACCUUCCUCAACUACCUGCACCAGAAAGAUCGUCUGAUCCAUUUCACAAACCUGAGCACCUUCCUCCCCGCUCGGAUGGAAUUCGAAGACUACAUGCGCUGGUGCGCGCAACGGUUCUCCGACGUCGUGAGCUACGGAGAGGAGGUGGUCGAGGUGGUUCCGGGCAAGACCGACCCCAACAGCUCGGUGGUCGACUUCUUCACGGUGAAGUCGCGGAACGUGGAGACCGGCGACAUCACCGCGAGGAGCGCUCGUAAGGUGGUUAUGGCCAUCGGAGGUAUCGCGAAGGUUCCCCCGGGCCUGCCCCAGGACCUCCGAAUCAUGCACUCGUCCAAGUACUGCACAACCCUACCCGCUCUGCUGAACGACGACCGCCAAGCGUACAACAUUGCGGUUCUGGGAAGCGGCCAGAGUGCCGCCGAGAUCUUCCACGACCUUCAGAAGCGAUACCCCAAGUCGAGGACUACUCUAAUCAUGAGGGACUCGGCCAUGCGACCCAGUGAUGAUUCUCCAUUUGUCAACGAAAUCUUUAACCCCGAGCGAGUCGAUAAAUUCUUCCACCUUUCGCCCGCCGAACGUCAGCGCUCCCUCGCCGCCGACAAGGCAACCAACUACAGUGUUGUCCGGCUCGAACUGAUCGAGGAGAUCUACAAUGAUAUGUACCUUCAGAGAGUCCGGAACCCCGACGAGACGCAAUGGCAGCACCGCAUCCUGCCCAACCGCAAGGUUACGCGAGUCGAACACUACGGACCCAAGAGCCGGAUGCGCCUGCACCUGAAGUCUGCCAAGGACGAGACGGAGAGUGCGGUGAGCGAAGGCAAAGAAACUCUGGAGGUUGACGCCCUCAUGGUGGCAACGGGCUAUUUCCGCAACGCACACGAGCAGCUCCUGCAAAAUGUGCAACAUUUGCGCCCUGUGGGCCAGGAGGGGUGGAACCCGAGCCGGGAUUAUCGGGUCGACCUAGACCCCAGCAAGGUCGCCGCGCAGGCCGGAAUCUGGCUGCAGGGAUCCAACGAGAAAACGCAUGGCCUGAGUGACAGUCUUCUGUCGGUCUUGGCCGCUCGGGGCGGAGAGAUGGUGAACUCGCUCUUUGGAAGUCAGCUUGCGGAUGGGGUGGUGCCGGACACCCCCAAGUUCCGCGCUAUGCUCUAAUUGAAAAUCGACCAAGGGGAUGGGGAAAAGGGGGUAAAAAAAAAAGAAAAAUAUGAAAAAUAUCGUGGCCCAGAUCCGCUUGUUUAGGCGAAUAUGGCGCUAAAGGAAUAAUUCUGGCAGCGAACGGGCCAGCAAACGGAAAGGAACACUGAACAGUGAACCCGGAGAAUGGGAAGGGAUACGCCGAGUUAACCCCACAGGGGUUUUGCCAAAAAUUUACUGAUACAUUCAAGUUGCCUGUGGAACAUUUAAGAUUCAUGCGAUAUUGUACAUUCCAUACCACUAUUAACCUGCUGUUUUCUUUUUCUUUUUAUUUUUUGGAGAUACAUUCUAUAGAGAGGUAGACAC
Molecule: messenger RNA, 1946 nt
Organism: Aspergillus steynii IBT 23096
Lineage: Eukaryota; Fungi; Ascomycota; Eurotiomycetes; Eurotiales; Aspergillaceae
Product: L-ornithine N5-oxygenase sida
Exons: 2
Coding region: 90-1598 (502 amino acids)
Biological process (GO): intracellular iron ion homeostasis
Source: RefSeq, a predicted model, not a curated record